AUGGUUUAUCACCAUGUGUUCUUGCUGUUUAUCAUCUUCUUCUUCUACUUUAUCCUCUUCUUCAACUGCAUCAACACCAAUCUUUUAGAUCAUAAGCUAAAGCCUGAAGUAAUUGAAAAGGACUUGCAACUCAGCACGCAAGAUUACUUGCAGCUACUGCGAUUUGAUCUGGAACUAGCACGCGUGGAGUCGCAUCGCAAGGACCUUUGGACCAGGAAACAAACCAGAGAUCAAGCAAAUAAAAAGAUCAGCUCCCAAAUGAAGUCUAGAGAUAGGCGACAAGGUAUCAAGGAGAUAACUCCUGAGGACGACGAGACAAAGGGCAAAACACCAGACCAAGGAGAAAGAUUGGCGCCGCAUGAUGAACUCAAAGGACUGACCCAAAACACGUCCAACGAGGGCACUCAAGGCGACGAGAUUGAGGAAAUUACCUUGGCAGACUUGGAUACGGCUAUUGCUCCUGCCCCGCCAAUCCCGAGAGAGGAUGAAAAGCUCGGGAAGGCUCAAGACUUCAACAUGCAGAACGAAGAGGAGGCCGACGUGCACAACAUCACGCAGAUGAAGUUCCCUGACUUUUGGAAGAACGACGUGGAAGCAUGGUUUGAGCGGGUCGACGCAUUCUUCAUGAUUCGCCGCAUCAAAAACGACGGCUAUCAAGUCGCCUGGAUCAAACAACAUCUUCCAGAAAAUGUGUAUCUCCAGACGCGCGACGUUUUCCGUGACCUGCCAGCUACCGACCAGUACGACUUCGUCAAAAACGCUAUCCUCAAGCGACUCGGUCCCACCAAAGACCAGAAACUGCAGCAACUUCUCUCCAAAGAAGAGAUGGGAGAUGAGAAGCCGUCUGUGUAUCUGCGCAAGUUUCAGCAUUUGGCGGGUACAGACGGUACUGAUGACAUGGUGCGUAAUAUUUGGAUGGGCCAACUACCAGCUGACAUGCGCAAACUUUUGGCUGCCCAUGGCGAUCGCACUCUCGAAAAACAAGCACAGAUUGCACAUGACAUCCAAAACGUCGUGGGAAACAAACGGUCUACCUUCUCGGCGACCGCAUCUCGUGCCCGCGAUGAGUCGCAAGAAGAUUUUCGCCGAAAAAUCGAGAAGAACCAACGUGAAUUCCAGAAUAUGAUGUAUGGGAUGUUGGAGAGUAUUCAAGAUCUUGCUCUCUCAAUGAAGAACCGCGGACGCAGUCCAACUCGGCGCAGCGACCGCACCGACGACAAAGACGGCAAGAAGGAUGACUACCAGCGCAAGCAGAGCCGCAGCAAGUCCCGCCACCGCUUCAACAAGGACGGCACCUGCUACUACCACGGUUCCGAUGUGUGCGUUUUCCCGCGCAAGCUGCUCAAGUCAACGGGAGCUUUGGCCAAGACCCACCUGGACCUCACUGCUGCCAAUGGGACUUCCAUUAAGCUCUACGGUGUCCAACCAAUGCCGCUCAACCUCGGCUUAAGACGCGACUUCACUUGGAACUUCAUCGUGGCGGACGUAGGCAAGCCCAUCAUCGGAAUGGACCUCCUACACCACUUCGAUCUUCUUGUGGACCCCAAGCGUCACAAGGUCAUCAAGCACGACACGUUGCACCACAUUAAAACCACAGACGGACCGCCUGUCUUCACCCGACCUCGCAGACUGGACCCGGAGAGGGAAGCCGCAGCAAAGGCGCGUUUCAUGUCCUACAUCAAGUCUGGCAAAAUGCGACCUUCAAGCAGUCAGUGGCAGCAUGUUCCAGCUGUAUCAAAAAACGACGGAUCUUGGCGCGAUUGUGGCGACUACCGUAUGCUGAACGUAAGAACCGUGCCCGACAGAUACCCAAUCCCAAACAUUCAAGACGCGACUGCAAAGCUGAGUGGCUGCACAGUCUUCUCAGUGCUUGACCUGCCCAAAGCCUUCUACCACAUUCCCGUGAACCCACCGGACAUUCCGAAGACGGCAAUCACAACCCCUUUUGGCCUCUUCGAGUUUAUCUACAUGCCAUUUGGACUUCAAAACGCGAGCCAGACCUUUCAGCGCUUCAUGAAUGAGGUGACAAGGGAGCUUCCUUUCGUGUUCGUAUACAUCGACGACAUCCUGGUGUUCUCCCACAACCCUGACGAACACGCAGAACACCUGCGUAUCCUUUUCAAGCGUUUAGACUCAUAUGGACUUGUGCUUAACGCCUCAAAAUGCGUAUUUGGCGCAUCCGAGGUAGAUUUUCUUGGUUGCAGGAUUUCCUCAGAUGGCGCCCUUCCGCUGAACAAGCACGUGGACACCAUCCUGGCCUUUCCUCAACCAGAGACCCUGGGACAGCUGCGACGCUUCCUAGGACUCCUGAACUUCUACCAUCGCUGGCUGCCCAACAUCGCCUUGGAUCAGGUUCCGCUAAACCAAAUUCUAGCAAUUCCAGGCUUGAAGAAGCAGUCAAAAAUCGAGUUCAGCAAAGACGCAGUUGCCGCUUUCAACAUGUGCAAGCAGAAGCUAGCGGCAGCGACCAAACUUGCCGACCCAAAUCCAAAUUGUCCUCUUAGUAUUGUUACAGAUGCUUCCGACUUUGGCAUGGGUGGUGUCUUGCAGCAGAAGCACAUGCUUGAAGCCAGACCCUUCAGCAUUUUCACAGAUCACAAACCCCUAACCUCCGCCUUCAAGGAAGAAGGCAAGAACCGAUCACCUCGACAGAUCCGGCACCUGGACUUCAUCAGCCAGUUCUCCACAGACAUCCGCUAA
Molecule: messenger RNA, 2700 nt
Organism: Cloeon dipterum
Lineage: Eukaryota; Metazoa; Arthropoda; Insecta; Ephemeroptera; Baetidae
Exons: 8
Coding region: 1-2700 (899 amino acids)
Source: RefSeq, a predicted model, not a curated record